Messenger RNA from Pieris macdunnoughi, 1782 nucleotides. NCBI's taxonomy places the organism in Eukaryota, Metazoa, Arthropoda, Insecta, Lepidoptera, Pieridae. The record is from the annotation of a GenBank genome assembly.
AUGGUAGUUUUGGAAGGUGAUGGAGAUGCAGCAACUAUGACACCCGAAGAUGUUGAAAAGUCAGAACCGAAGAUAACCAAUCCACUUUCGUUAGAAAUAUUCCGCAUUAUCAAAGAUGCCCAACAGCAACAUGGUCUCCGUCAUGGAGAUUUUCAGAGAUACAGAGGGUUUUGCUCUAGAAGACUAAGACGUUUAAGGAAAGUUCUCAAAAUACCCCAGGGAGAUAGACGUCAUUACCGUAGACGUGAUGUCACAUCCACUCAUUUGACAUCAUCUAAUUCUGAAAAUCGCCUCUUAUGUGUGCCCUUAUUACAAGCUGAAAGGGCAUGGGCUCAUGCUAUGCAACUGAGACAGGAAGCCAAUACAGAACCAAGGAAGAAAUUUCAUCUUAUAUCUCGCUUGAAGAAAGCAUGCUCGCAUGCUCAUCUGCUUUUGCAGCUCUGUGAGGAAAGUGGUGUAUGUGAUGCUCGUACGCAAUUGGAGGCUGGUGCCUAUGCAGCAUGGUUAAGUGGAGCAUUGCUUGUAGAGCUGCAACAGUGGAGACCAGCUGCUGAGAGCCUUAAACGAGCUCAAAUAGUUCUUGAGAACCUUUGUGCUGCUCUACCAGAGGAUGAAAGAAUUAUUUAUAAGCAAAAGGUAGAAGAAUUAAACCCAAGUCUCCGUUAUUGCGCAUAUAACAUUGGAGACGAAUCGGCAGCCGGGGAUUUGUUAGCGAUGCGUGGACAAGGGCUUAUUGAGAACUUGGACUCGCUCAUGGCUCAAGCCAAAGAGUCACGCUCUGGUGUAAUGCAUGAAGUAGAAUGGCGCGGACGACGAGUCACCGUUCGUCCCGAGAAAGUUCGUCUCUUUCUGAUAGCUCUUCAAGACAUGGACAAAUCCAUCGCCAACGCCACCACGGCUCAAGCCAAGAUCGACAUCCUUGAGAACAUCCUAAUGGAUUGCAAGGACGCCAUUUCGGCCAUCAAAGACGAAAUCAAGAACGAUCCCAAACUAAAAACCGCUUCCGAAACCCAAAUGUCCAGCAUCAACUAUCUUCUCUCCUACUUGAUGUAUCUCCGUCUCGCUCGCACUAUCGAGAGGAACAACCUCAUGAUCCAACAAGCUGAAGAAGCCAGAAAGAAUAACGCUCCAAUUGAUGGAAAGAAGGUCCGUCCUCAGGAUUUGACAAGGCUCUACGAAAUCAUCCUCCAGAACUACACUGAACUCCAGCAAUUACCAGGAUUCGAAAACGAUAGCGCAUACCAACAGGAGAUCGAGACUCAAGUCAAAGCCUAUAAGGCAUUCCGCUGUUAUUACAUAGCUCAAGUUUUGACUGGACUCAGGCGUUUCAGGGAAGCUCUCGCUAUGUUGGAGAGAUGCAGCAGCUACACCGCAGACUCGAUCAAGAACAAGCAUCAAGAGAAGCAAAUAUUGGAAAAGCUACGCGUUCUGGAGAAGGACAUUGAGAGCUGCAAGUUCGAAGUGCAUGCGGAUUCAGUUCUAGAAGACGAAGAAGAUGAGGACAAGUACGUAGGAAAGGCAUACAAGGACAAGAAGCCGUUGGUCGAUCGUUUGGAUGAUUAUCGCGAGGACACGCAAGUUCUCACAAAAAAUCCAAACAUAUACAAACUGCCUCCUCCAAUGGAAGCUGUUCCAUGUAAACCGCUCUUCUUUGACCUCGCGUGUAACUUCAUAGAGUUCCCCAAUUUGGACGAUAAAACCGGAGUCGCCAAUAAAAAACAAGGGGCUGGUAUCACUGGCUUGGUCAAAGGUUUUCUGGGAUGGGGUAAGGGCGGUCAGUAA